AUGACCCUCCUCGCCAUCCUCUCCCUUUCCCUCCUCCUCCUCCCUAACGCACUCGCCCUCCCCAACGUAACCGCAAUCCCAGCCGGUCCCGGUGACUGCUCAGCCUACCCGAACUUCUACGGCACAAACGGGCGCACCUCAGACGCUUUCAUCUUCCUCCCCUCGCAGGCCGACAACCCCUCCGUCAACAACCUCAAAACCAGCAUUCUGAACAACACACUCGUUGUUCUCAAUGACCCCUCCGCAGACCCAACGAUUUUCUGCUGUAUCGCCCCGAAUAUCUUUGAUGGCUGGGCGGAACGCACGUUGUUGCUCGAGGGCGAUCGGAGGAUGAGAUAUACAAGUCAGGGCGUUACGCCGGAGCUGUAUGUACAUGAGAUUGAGGGCGUGAAGCAAGAAGGAGUAUUUUUGGGGAGUGAGGGGGUGACGAGGUGGGUUUUUGGGGAAAUUGAGGGAGGAUGGGGUGUUAGGUUGGAUGGGGAUGGGGUGGUGAAUGAAGGGGAGUUUAAGGGGUUCUUGAGGGCUGAGUUACCUUGA
This is a messenger RNA of Glarea lozoyensis ATCC 20868, 537 nucleotides long. RefSeq lists its product as uncharacterized. The transcript has a single exon. The record is from RefSeq and is a predicted model, not a curated record. Bases 1 to 537 code for a protein of 178 amino acids. Lineage: Eukaryota; Fungi; Ascomycota; Leotiomycetes; Helotiales; Helotiaceae.